AUGUGGGUGAUCGGGCCAGGGAGAGCUAAUGGCAGGCAUGGGAGGCUAGAUACGAAAACUCUGCAGAGCUUAGGUCUGCGCCUGAACGCCUCCCUUGACGCCAGCUGUCCCAUCAACCCAUCUUUGAUACCGACAACUUUGACGGAUGAGAAUCACUCUAAGGCCCGGAGGCUCGGCUCACGCGAAGCAUCAGUAGUGGGUAAAUAUUCCACCUGGCCAUUUCCCAACCUAGCUCUCUCCCAUGCCGGGACUAUCGUAAAGCUUCACCUAGGAGAGCAUCAGAUGCAGACGGCCUUUGAAACCACAAUCGCCCACGAUAAUGGAGAGGAGAAAAUCCAGGAGCGUCAUGACGGCCUUGCGCUUCCAAUGUUUCCUAAAGGAGAAGCAUGCUUCAUUGUUUCGUUGAAUUAUUGCAUCCUUCAAAUUCUGACAGUUUCUCAAUCCGGCGUCAUCAAAGGACCACGAAGCAAGCCCAUUGUUCACGACGACAACCCUCUCAAAACAUCGACACUCUCACUGAAGCGCACCAAAUCCGCAUUUCUCGCUUUCCACUCUAGCCCUUUCCGCAGAAAUGGCCGGGGAUACUUCGCCAAGAUCCUCGGCGUGGAUCCUCUCAUCCUCAUUGAAUAUGACGAGAUGUAUGUCAGGAAGCUUGGGAUUUUGGCGCUCCUCGACAGAAUGGAGGAAAUCAUGCACAUACAUGACGAGUCUUAUUUGCGCUACGUGCGUCUCUCCGCACUCGCCUUCCUCACACCUCACCAAGCGAACUACUUCCUCUCCGUCGGCAUGCUGUGGCCAGCCACCGUCUUCCGGGGCAAUUGGAGCUUAUUUAUCAGUAUGGUUAGAUGUGCCGAACCACUGGAAUCUUUUUCGCGUGCUCGAGUCUCUUAUUCUACAAAGUUUGUCAUAAUAGCCGGUUCCGGCACUAUCAUCGCCGUUUACAUCGAAAUCUCGCCCCGCCUCCAUCCAGACGUGUACCUGCUCGCUCCUUGGUUUUCUAAGACCCACGUCGAUAUCGUUGCGGGUGUUGUGCUCUUCGUCGUUCUGACGUACCAGAGCGUAAACCAUCGAGUCUUUGUAUCGAUUAUGGUGAUUGUGGCCGGUUUAUAUGCGAUUGCUCUGCUCCCGAUCAAGGCGAAUUUCUGGGACGUUAAAACGAAACGAGCGUAUUUGCAGCAUGAUCAGCUUGUAAGUAUACAGCUCUCAAAGCUGUUUGUGUUUGCGGGUUUAGUACAACCUUGGGAACUUCUCUCUUGA
Molecule: messenger RNA, 1257 nt
Organism: Lindgomyces ingoldianus
Lineage: Eukaryota; Fungi; Ascomycota; Dothideomycetes; Pleosporales; Lindgomycetaceae
Exons: 13
Coding region: 1-1257 (418 amino acids)
Source: RefSeq, a predicted model, not a curated record